Messenger RNA from Osmia lignaria (orchard mason bee), 4594 nucleotides. Its product is annotated as mitochondrial potassium channel ATP-binding subunit. Gene Ontology annotation, molecular function: ABC-type oligopeptide transporter activity; ATP hydrolysis activity; ATP binding. Lineage: Eukaryota; Metazoa; Arthropoda; Insecta; Hymenoptera; Megachilidae. Gene Ontology annotation, cellular component: mitochondrial inner membrane. Gene Ontology annotation, biological process: oligopeptide export from mitochondrion. The record is from RefSeq and is a predicted model, not a curated record.
AGCAAUAAAAUUAAAAAUUUCAAUUUACAUAUAGCGCAAUAUCUGUGACAAAAAUAUGAGUUAACCUAAUGUUGUUCAAUGUCAUUUUUUAGGUCACAGACAUAGACGGUAGACAACAUGAAUGUUCCUAAUAAUUAAUGAAAAACUAAGAAAGCAAUAUGUAAAAAUGGUUUAGAUAUAUUUGAUGUUUUAUACGUAAUUUCAUUGAGAUAAUAAUUGAAAUAUCAUAGGUUUUCAAAAGUGAACUGCAGAUAAAAUACUAUUUUAUAAAAAUGUCUAUUAUAUUACGAACAGUGUUAUUUAAACCUCACAUUAAUUAUUCAAGAAACCCAAGGAAUUCACUAUUAGUGUUUGUGUCAAAACACAGAAGUAAACCAUUCAACAUAACUAAAAGAAAAUUGAAUGACAAUGUUCAAAAAUCUACCAUAAGUAAUACUUCUACCUCAAGAAUCUUGCCAUCUAUUUUAAAAUUUGGUUUCAGUAGCUUAGGAGGAAUAGCAACUGCAUGCUUGCUAAAGUCCCAAAAUUCUAUUGUACAAAGUAAAUCACUUAAACUUUCAAAAGAUGUUAAACAUGAUGACAAAGAAUUAAGUUUUAAAUGGAAAAAAUUUUUAACAUAUCUAUAUCCAUAUUUUUGGCAAUUAUUGGUAGCAUUAUCAAGUGCCCUGAUUGUUGCUAUUUUAAACAUUUGGAUCCCACAAGGUGUGGGUAAUGUUAUAAAUGUGUUAACACAAGUUUAUCAAAGUAAAGGAGAUGAUGUCAGAAAUAUGCUCAGCCAGCUUACAGAGCCUGCAUUUGCAAUGGCUCGUUUGUAUAUUGCUCAAGCAUUUUUUACAUUUGUGUACAUCUAUACACUUUCUCACGUGGGUGAAAGGAUAGCGAUGAAUUUACGACACGAUUUGUUCAAAUCAAUAAUAAUGCAAGAUAUCACGUUUUUCGAUAAAAAUCGUAGUGGUGAAAUAGUAAGUCGACUAACCACUGAUAUACAAGAUUUUAAAAGCACUUUUAAAAUUUGUAUAUCACAAGGUUUGAGAAGUUUUACACAAAUCAUUGGAUGUGUAGUAUCUGUAAUAAUGAUUUCACCACAACUGACCACUGCUAUGGUACUGUCUAUGUCCUCUAUAAUUCUUGUUGGUUCAGUGCUUGGGAAAAGUUUACGAAAAUUAUCAAUAGAAGCACAGAAUCAAGUUGCUAAAUCUACAGCUGUUUGCGAGGAAGCUAUACAAAAUAUUAGAACGGUAAAAGCAUUUGCAGCAGAGGAGAAAGAAAUAGAAAUGUUUUCUGAAGAAGUUAAAAAAAGUUGUCAAUUAUAUGAAAAAUUAGGUUUUGGAAUUGGUAUGUUCCAAGCAGGAACAAAUUUGUUCCUAAAUGGGAUUUUACUUUGUACAUUAUAUUUUGGCGGACAUUUAUUGUCUACUGGACAAUUAUCUGCAGGAGACUUAAUGGCAUUUUUAAUGGCUACACAAACGAUACAAAGAUCUCUAUCUCAAUUAUCUCAGUUAUUUGGAACAUAUGUUAGAGGUAUUAGCGCUGGCGCUAGAAUAUUUGAGUACCUGGACCUACCGCCAUCACCAAUGAUGGUUAGCGGUGAAAUAAUCACAGAUCAGUCUCUUGCAGGAAAUAUAACUUUUAAAGAUGUGAAAUUUAGGUAUCCUACUAGACCAGACCAUGUUAUAUUAAAGCAUUUUAACUUACACAUUCCUGCCGGAAAGACGGUAGCUAUUGUUGGCUCCAGCGGUAAUGGGAAGUCGACGAUAGCCACGUUGCUAGAAAGAUUUUAUGAUGUUAACGAGGGAGCAAUUAUGAUUGACGGUAAAGACUUAAGGUCGCUCAAUGCUCAGUACCUCAGAGGUAACGUUUUAGGAUAUAUAGAUCAAGAACCUAUUUUAUUUGCUACCAGUAUUAUGGAAAAUAUACGAUAUGGAAAGCCUGAUGCUACAAAUGAAAAUGUUGUUGAAGCUGCCAAAGAAGCAAAUGCUCAUGAAUUUAUCAUGAAGUUCCCGAACGAGUAUGAUACACAAGUUGGUGAAAGAGGAACACAAUUAUCUGGAGGUCAAAAGCAGCGUAUCGCUAUUGCACGAGCUUUGCUUAAAAGGCCGUCCAUUCUAAUUUUGGAUGAAGCUACAAGUGCAUUAGAUUACGAGAGUGAAAGAAUCGUCCAAAAGGCACUAGAAAAUGUUGUACGUGGUAGAACAGUUUUAGUAAUUGCUCAUAGGUUGAGUACAAUUAAAAAUGCUGAUAUGAUCGUUGUUCUACAACGUGGAUCGAUCGCAGAAAUGGGUACCCACGCAGAUCUAAUAAAAAAGAAGGGACUAUAUUAUACUUUAGUAAACGAACAAGAUAGAGAAAACAAAUGAUGUUAGUGAAAUUCUAGACUAUAAUACAAUUAUUGAAAUAACUAUUUAUUUAUGUAGGGAAUGUUAGGUGGACUACCUCAGGGUUUAAUAUGUACACACUUAUAAAUAUACGCGUAUCUUAUUAAGUGUACAUAAUUUAUUUCUUACAGCUAUCGUAUUUAAUAAGUUACUGUACAAAUAUUGAAAUGAAUAUUAUACUUAUGUUUUCUAAAUAAUUUUCAGCUUUGAACUCUACUUAAUAUGUCUAUCAAGUGUCGGUCAAUCGUAUCAAUGAUACUUAAUACUGCUGACAUAAUUGGUAAUAUAACGUUCGCUGAUAUUCUUCCUCUGGAAUGUAUCGCUCUCAGCAUGGUCAUAAAUUCUUUUUCUCUUAUAUCAUUUUCUUUCGACGUAGUGUUCUGCUUAUCUGCAAUCAAAGAAUGCAACCGGUUAUUAUGUGAUUCUGAACUGAAGAGGUUCGUUUUUUUACUUACUGUUUUCAGAAUUCGAUACUAUCGUAGAUGGACUUGAGACGUUGUUUGUGUUAAAAUUAGCUGACGGUUCUUGAACAUUAUUAGCCGUUAAUAUUGUAGUGGUCGGUAAAAAUGUAGGUUCUGUAUUUGCAUCGUUAAAACUUAUUGUUGAUAAUACAUUACUGUUUUCAUUUUCGUUUAAAGACACUUUUGUAAUUGCAGCUGAAUCAGUAAAUUCCAUUUCUGUAGUUUGAAUUUCGGUGCUACCAGUUGAUAAAUCAGCCGGUGCCAUUGUUGAAGCAGCGGUAACUUCUGUAGCCUCAACAGUGGAUUCUUCGACAACUUUUUCUGUUACUACCAUACCGAUUUCUGUAUUAGAAGUUAUUAAGUCAACUAUUGAAGUUUCUGUAACAGCUUCAAUAGUUGAUCCUUCAACAGAUUUUUCUGUUUCAGGUGAACUGUCUAUAAUAGUAGUAGUUUCUGUAAAGAGAUUAAUUUCCUCGUUAGGUACAAGUUCCUGCUCGUUUGUUGCUGAAUACGCAGUAGAAGUUUCGGUAUCUAAAGAAUGCAACGUACUCGAAGCACGUUCUGUCGAAGCAGUUAAAUCAACAUGAACAGUUACUUCUGUAAAUUCAGUGGACGUGAAAUCAUUAAAGGAAAAAGUGGACGUAGCUGGAUGAGAAGCUGCACAUUUUUGUUUCCACGUUGUAUGCCAUAUCUUUUGGACAACUGAAGAUACUGUGGAACAUCCUGUGCCCAUUUGUUUCACAAGUGUAGAACAAGGUGCAAUCAUCUGGUACCGGAAACGAACCAGGCUUCUUGCAUUCAGGAAGUUGAAUGGAUUCAAAUGUUUCUAAAUUUGGUUGAACGGUGGAGGAGAUUAAUCUAUUCGGAUCGAUGUUGACGCAUUUUUGUAGACGACUCUCAAAAUGUUGUCCUUGGAGGCAUUGGGCCAAAAUUGUUUUAUUAUCUUUGCAAAUGUAAUAGUACCCGGGGUUGGUACAGUGAGGCUGCAAAGUGUUAAUGCCACACGAAUUUGUACUAUUUAUGUAGAGUACUCUACCACCACCUGUUAUGCCUAAACAACGUCCCUCGUCUUCAUCAAAGUAUUGGUUGAGACUGCACGUUGGAGGAUCGGGUUUCAAUGCUCUAGCGUACCUAUGGGCUCUUCUGUGUGCGAUAUUUUUGUUUGGAGCAUCAAUAUCCUGUAGAUAAGGAGGAAUACAUUUGUAAAGAGUUAUCUUUAGAACUUUUAAAAUAAUCAGAGUCCAGCCAAUUGGCUGACCAAUGGCGAGUAAAGUUAACUGAAACAGUAGAAGCAAAAUGAAACUCUUCAUAUUUGAUGCUUACAUCAAUUAAUUAGUAAGAACCGAAGAGAUUUCUUUCUUUCACUAUCCAGAUUGAUGGGCACACGCGUUAUUUCGUUUUCAAAAGUCUUAUGAUUCUCGCGGCAGCGCGUACCGACACUUUUAUAUCAAAGUCGUGCUCGAUAAUUAUUGUGCGUGAUAAGACUAUUCGAUUAACGUCACUUUUGGCGAUGAGCAAUUGUGUGCAAGUCCAAUAACUUCAUUCUCGCAAAAAAUGAUUUGAACGAAAUUUAAAUAUUGAUCAUUUAUUUACGAUGGUAAAAUGCAUCAAUGAGCACGUUUCAUAAUUCUGUAAACAAAAAUACAUGUCUAAAGUUAUUCAUAAUAGCGAGGAUAGAAGAUUAUUAUGUGAUUCCUCGGGAAAUGUGGCAAGGAGGAAGGCUAAAUAUUUAGAAAUAAAAACAAAUAUUUAUUACAC